Molecule: messenger RNA, 132 nt
Organism: Paraglomus occultum
Lineage: Eukaryota; Fungi; Glomeromycota; Glomeromycetes; Paraglomerales; Paraglomeraceae
Source: the annotation of a GenBank genome assembly
AUGUCGCGGUAUCCAGGAGCUGAGAACUCGUACAAACCACACGAAGACCCUGCUAUAAACGAGCAACAUCGAAUAGCAACACAUCUUGGCUGGUGCGAUAAAGGAGGAUUCCACGAAUUGAGAUCUCACUAG